AUGGGAGAUGCAUGUUGGGAUGCCCCGCCCGACCGGGACUUCGAUCCUACUGAUGCCCUGACGCACCGGUUUUCGGUCCUGGGCUUCCACGAACAGGCUCCGGCGCCGAUCGAGAGGUCGACUAGAUAUCACGGUGGCUGGUAUGAUGGCGGGUUCCGUAGAGCUCGUCUGCCGACGCCGCCUCCACCACAACAGGUUGCGCCCCGGCCAACCAGGGUGGAUUCAGUCCCGGCUCCGGCUCCAGAGUCAAACAGAUGUCAGGCAGGAAACCCGUAUUCGGCGUCCUGCCCUCCUUGGUCUGUGCAACAGCAACCUCCAACCUUGGGGUCAUCUCAAGACCGCAAAGAUGUUGGUGUUCAAAAUGGAACCGGUAGUCCCUCUCUACCCGACCCCUUUGAAUUGCCACCGAAUUGGCCCCAUCAUCCGUCUGACGAUGAUGACUUUCCCGGGCGGACUCCAAACAACGAUUUCAACCGCCCAUCUACGUUUCACACUCUUCGGGAGUCUUGCGGAGAGUCUGAGUUUCCUCCACUUUAUCAUCAGGAUCGGGGUCUGGCAUUCCGAUUGUCUUUCGAUCCGCCGCCCGAGCCCUCACACGCGCUGCUGAUGGCCUGUCCGUAUCUCAAGUACGAUCCGUCAAAGUAUGGCCAGAAAAGGGGCUGUCGGGGGGCGGCGUUUCCUACCACACACCGGUUGAAUCUCUUCAAAACUGAGGCUGAGGUAGGGAAUCAUCUUAAGGCGCAGGCGUUGUGCAAAGUUAUUCAGGGCGAUGGUGAUGUCGAGGGAUUUGAUGCUGCCCAGGAGAAGCUUCUCAAAAGUAAGAAGCGCAGAAAGGGAGUUGACACGGAACAAGACAAGUGGAAAGAGAUCUUCAAGAUUCUCUUUCCCAGUCAUCAAGAUAUACCAGAUCCUUUCUACAAAACGUCUCUCGAUGACCAAAAUGCCGCAAGCCAGGUGCCAAGACAGGAUCAAGACGAUGUCGAAAGCAUUUUCACCAGAGACAUACCUUCUUCAGUAGAGGAGGAGACCUUUUCUAAGAUGGAGGAAGCUGUGGGGGAACGCUUGACUAAGAAGAAGCGAAGGAACCUCAUGAACGUGUUCAGGGGGUUCGCCGUUAACAUGCUCCGCCAUUCUACGGAAGGAGACACCAAGGACAGGGCCAUCACACCCAUGUCAAAGUCUAGUCAGGUUGAGAGGCCACGGUCCGCUGGAGCUUCGAGGGAGAAGCUUCAGUGCGUGAAGGCUGAUGGCAAACCGGACGAGAAGUUGGAAAGCAAGAGAGAUGAUGCGUACGUGGCUCAGGAAGCAACGCAAAUCUCCAUGUCUGGGCCGCUGAUAGACCCGGUCAUGACUCUGGGUUCCUUGCCGUCGGUGGAAGAAACGGUGCAACGCAGCAUUCCAUUGGACUCACAAAGCUUUGAUCUCGGCAUGGACCCGACUGGAGUUUGCUGGCAGGCCUGGGCUGCCAAUGGCAACGGAGAUGCGUGGUUGGAAGACUUGCUGGGUAUUGGGACAGCUUUACCUGGAGUUCUCAGUCAGGGACAAGACAAGGUAUUUAGGAUUGAGCCUAUGAAUAUUUAUGACGGAGUCGAUACUAUUCCAAUGCGGGCACAAUACGUCGUAGGCGAGGACGCUACAUAUUAGCAAAGAUGCCUAAUACUCAAAUGAACGAUGCCGAGGAAGAUAUUUAUGCCCCCAUGACUUGCUUCCUAGACAUUUGUCGGAUGAUUAUUAGUCGGAGGCUGCGCCUAGUUGGAGUAUUUGUUCAUCUUG
Molecule: messenger RNA, 1773 nt
Organism: Colletotrichum godetiae
Lineage: Eukaryota; Fungi; Ascomycota; Sordariomycetes; Glomerellales; Glomerellaceae
Exons: 3
Coding region: 1-1644 (547 amino acids)
Source: RefSeq, a predicted model, not a curated record